GAGACCGACGGAGAGAAAAAGAGACGCGCAACUCGCCUGGCGGCCCCCUUCUCCGCGCGCGCACCGGGCUUGGGGUCGCUGCCUGUUCCGAGGCUGACGGCGCGGGAUCCGUUGCUUCGCGCUGCGGGUACAGGAUUUGGGGGGAAACCACAACCUCGCCCUUCAGAUUGGGGACGGCUGCUCACGGUUUCCUCGGGAUCGAAGGGUGAAAAGUGAUUGACGCCAUCGUGAAGGGGGGCGAGAGGGAGCUGGAAGGGGCAGACCCAGGAGGUGUCACCCUAGGGUCCGAGAGGUGGAGGAUGAACGGAGAAGCGGAUAGCCCAACUGACUUAGAAAUGACGGCCCCCAAAAACCAAGACCGUUGGACCCAGGAAGAUAUGCUCACCCUCUUGGAGUGCAUGAAGAACAAUCUGCCCUCCAAUGACGGCAGCAAGUUCAAAACCACCGAAUCCCACCUGGACUGGGACAAAGUUGCCUUCAAGGACUUUUCCAGUGAGAUGUGCAAGAUGAAGUGGAAUGAAAUCUCCAAUGAGGUGAGGAAGUUCCGAACCCUGACAGAACUGAUUAUGGACGCUGAGGAGCACGUGAAAAACCCAUACAAGGGCAAAAAGCUGAAGAAGCAUCCUGACUUCCCCAAGAAACCUUUGACUCCAUAUUUCCGUUUCUUCAUGGAGAAGCGAGCAAAGUAUGCUAAGCUACACCCGGAAAUGAGCAAUCUGGAUCUCACCAAGAUACUAUCCAAAAAGUAUAAGGAGCUCCCUGAAAAGAAGAAGAUGAAAUACAUCCAAGACUUCCAGCGAGAGAAACAAGAUUUUCAGCGAAAUUUGGCAAGAUUUAGGGAAGACCACCCCGACCUCAUUCAAAAUGCCAAGAAGUCUGAUAUCCCAGAGAAACCCAAGACUCCUCAACAGCUCUGGUACACUCAUGAGAAGAAGAUCUACCUGAAAGUGCGCCCUGAUGCCACCACGAAGGAGCUGAAGGAUUCGUUGGGCAAGCAAUGGUCUCAGCUCUCGGACAAAAAAAGGCUGAAAUGGAUUCAUAAGGCUCUGGAGCAGCGGAAGGAGUAUGAGGAAGUGAUGCGGGAUUAUAUCCAGAAGCACCCAGAGAUGAACUUUGAGGAAGGUGCGCCCCCUCGCUCCACCCUGACUAAAGCGGAGAGGCAGCUGAAGGACAAGUUUGAUGGGCGACCCACCAAGCCGCCUCCGAAUAGUUACUCGCUUUACUGUGCUGAACUGAUGGCAAACAUGAAAGAUGUCCCAAGCACAGAACGGAUGGUGCUCUGCAGUCAGCAGUGGAAGCUCCUUUCCCAGAAGGAAAAAGACGCCUACCACAAAAAGUGUGAUCAGAGAAAGAAAGAUUAUGAAAUUGAGCUCUUGCGUUUCCUGGAGAGCUUACCUGAAGAAGAACAGCAGAGGGUUCUGGGAGAGGAGAAGAUGCUGGGAGUAAACAAGAAAGGUGCCACCAGCCCUGCCUCUAAAAAGACUUCACCAGAUGCCAGCAAGGGAGGUUCUGAGAAACCCAAACGGCCCGUUUCUGCUAUGUUUAUCUUCUCGGAGGAGAAACGCAAGCAGCUGCAGGAGGAGCGACCCGAACUGUCGGAGAGCGAACUGACCCGGCUGCUGGCGCGGAUGUGGAAUGAUCUUUCAGAGAAAAAAAAGGCCAAGUACAAAGCUCGCGAGGCUGCCAUGAAAGCUCAGACAGAAAAGAAGCAUGGUUCCGACAAGGAGGAUCGCGGCAAACUUCCUGAGUCACCAAAAACAGCUGAGGAGAUCUGGCAGCAGAGUGUCAUUGGAGAUUAUCUUGCUCGCUUUAAGAAUGACCGAGGGAAAGCACUAAAAGCCAUGGAAGCCACUUGGAACAACAUGGAGAAGAAGGAGAAGCUGAUGUGGAUCAAGAAGGCAGCAGAAGAUCAGAAACGAUACGAGCGAGAACUGAGUGAGAUGAGGGCGCCACCAUGCACAACAAAUUCCUCCAAGAAGAUGAAAUUCCAGGGUGAGCCGAAGAAACCCCCCAUGAACGGGUAUCAGAAGUUUUCUCAGGAGCUGCUUUCAAAUGGUGAACUUAACCAUCUUCCUCUGAAGGAGCGGAUGGUGGAGAUCGGAAGCCGCUGGCAGCGCAUCUCUCAGAGCCAAAAGGAACAGUACAAGAAGUUGGCCGAAGAGCAGCAGAAACAGUACAAAGUACACCUGGAUAUGUGGCUCAAGAGUUUGUCGCCACAGGAGAGAGCUGUGUACAAGGAACAUACCUCCAAUAAACGCAAGAACAUGGGGAAGAUGCGAGGCCCAAAUCCUAAGAUGAAGCCCUCGGUGCAGUCCAAGUCAGAAUCUGAGGAUGAGGAUGAGGAUGAUGACGACGACGAUGAUGACGAUGAAGAGGAAGAGGAGGAGGACGACGACAAUGCUGACUCCUCUGAGGAGGGAGGGGAUUCCUCUGAUUCAAGUAGUGAAGAGGAGAGCGAAGAUGGGGAUGAGAAUGAAGAAGAGGAUGAUGAAGAGGACGACGAUGACGAUGAUGACAAUGAAUCUGAGGGCAGCAGCAGUUCCUCGUCCUCCUCAGGAGAUUCUUCUGAUUCGGACUCCAAUUGAACCAUCCCCUUUCUCCAGCCGCCUUUCUUGCUGUACUCUAUUCGGUUUUGUUUUUCCGGAUAAAAGUAACAUCUACAGCUGGAGAGCUAGGAUGGGGAGGAAAGGGAGGAAGGAAAUCACUGUGGUUUAAUUAUCUUCCUCUCCUCGCAUACCUCACAUUGUAUUUAACUGUGUGUGGUUGUGUGUGAGGGGAGCAGGGGGGUAGAAAAUAGCUGACAACCAGCGGAGGGUUUUUUUUGUGGCGGUGGUGUGGGGAGAGAAUUUUUAUUCUAUACUCCUCUCUUAUUCCUCCCCCCCUCCUGAAUCUCUCUGGGGGUUCCCCCCCUUUUUGUUGAGGUGGGCAGGGUCCUGGCAAAAUACAGGCCCCUUUUUAUUUCCUCCCCCCUCACAUAUCUACCCCCCCCGCCCACCCCCAAUUCUAUCCACCAGCUUUGGACUUUGUACAAAUUCUUUUUUUAAAAAAACAAAAAACCAACAUGGCAAUGAGAGAUUUCCCCACCCCCUUAGCAAACAGCCAGGGAGAGAUGGGUUCCAGAGAGCACGAGCCAUGGAAGGUUCUGGACUUUGCCAGUGUGACCCACCUCUCCUCAAAGUGGACAAUCUUGUACAGUCUUGAAAUUUUACACCUUGACGAAAGAGAACAAAAUGGCCACAGCUGCACUUAGUUAUUUCCUGUGAUGAACUGGAUAUCCAGCAAACGUUUCCUGCUGAAGGAAACGGGAUGGGAGGGUAUAUUUCACGUGAGUGCAUGGCAAGGGUCAGGGAAUAGAAAAGGAACUGAAGAAAAGGAUUUCUUUUGCAGAGAGAAUAUCUGACUGGUUUGCUGUCGCAGGAGAAAAGAAUUUUGGGAGCUCCAAGGUUUCUGACUUUAUUUUGCAGGAGGUGGACUUUUUCUGUCGUUUUUCUGACCAGCAUUUAAACAAAGACAGUAGUGGCCAGACCCCUUUGGGUUGUUGUUGUUGUUAAUAUAUAUAUUUUUUUUUACAAUGAAGUGACCAAUAAUUGUACCAAAAUGGGGCAUUUUGUUUGACUGUCUUUGGAAGCGGGAGGUUGGUUGUGGGUGGGAUCCUCUGUGUCAUUAAGCUUCUUUUUUUCAAAAAAAAAAAGUUUUAUAAACAAAGUGAGACAACCAUCUUUUUUACAACUAAAUUAUCCCAUCUUUGAGAUUGAGUACGUCAUAUGUCUCUUACCCUUAUGCAGAGGCUGGGAUCUUGGGAGUCGAUGGGGUUUGUAUAUAAGAGGCACAUAGAUUCCCCUGGCCCCCUAGCAUGCCUUGGUUUUAUUCAGGCUGCAUGUGUUCAUUCAACUUUGGGCAGAGGAAUGAUGCCAAGAAGAGAAUUAUCCCAGCCACCAAGAAGCAUAUUUCUUAGCCUCUUCUGUGGGGAAUAGAAAAGGAAAGGAAAUUCCAGUACCAACUUUGUGUUUGCCCUGUAAAUGGCAUCAGAGCUAGUAGACAUGCUAUUUGGGGGUUAGGUGGUGGUGGUUGUAAAAAAAAGAAAAAGCAGCAACCACACCUCCUUUUCCCUUGUAAGAUGCCUGAUCAUACAAAACAUCACCAUGCCACAAAUUCCCCUACCCAUUCUCCCAGGAGUAACUAAAGGGGCAGGGAAAUUUGCAGCUUGGUGAUUUCAAGAAACACUUUGUAUGACUAGACAUUACUGGGCAAAAGGAAGGGCUAGAACUACAUGGCUGCUGCUUCCAAGGGAAUGUGUCUCCUGUAAUGUUUAGUUCCAGCCUGAAAAAAGAGCAAGAAAGUAUUACCUUGUUUGGAUGUAAAACUAAGAUGUGUGUUAGCUCUACUUGAGCAAGCCUUGGACGUGUAAGCUUUCCCCUUGCUGUGAAGAGAUCAGAAACAUUUGUUUCCUUAUUUAAUUAACCAUGGUUAUUUCUUAUGUCCAAAUGUGGACAAACUGGUUUAACUUUGCUUUACGGAAACAAGCCACAAUUGGAAAUCAUGGUCUGUGAUCCUGGCUUGUUUCCCUAAACCAUAGUUAAGAUUUGCCAUAAUAUUAAACCAUGGUUUAUUGCAAACAGAGAAGAGAGUUUCUAAUCUCACAGUGGAAGAAAGAGGAAGGGGGCAGAUGCAUGAGCCUGAGACUUGUUCGCAUAAUGUUGAUACACAGUUUAGCAUAAUGUCCAAACUAGAUCAGUACAAAUUAAAUUGGCAUUGGUGAUUUUCUCAGAAAAACAAGCUGGUAUGUUGCAUCUUGCUAUCUAAUUGGACAGGUGGUAUUUAGGCAAGGCUCCUUUUGCUUCUUCCCAUCUGUGUUUCCUGUCCUUCUGUUUCUUUAAUAUUUUACAUGCAAAACAUAAUUUAGUUUAUGAGAGCAUGCAUCCCUGACUAGCCUUUAUUUUUACAUUCUUUGGACGAUUACCUGCUCUAAUAAUAUGACAAGGAAUUUCUCAUUUUUAAGGUCAGAUCCUGCGACUAGUGGCUUGUAGCCCCAAUUUGGCCUGCAAGCUGGUUCUGUACUAUAUCUUGGCUCUUCAGUGCCCUUCAUAGCACCGUGUCUUCUGUUGACAAGCAAAAUGAGAAUUUUGCAAAACAAACUUCAAAUGCAUUGUAGUUUACAGAAUUCCUUGUUUCCCCUUGAAAUAUACUUUGGAUUUUUAUUUUUAAGCAUACCCACCAGAAAAAGUACACACACACUCUUUUUAUCCCUCCCCCCUUGUGGAAAUUGAACACAUGGCUUGGUGCUUUGCCGAUCUCUUUUGGGUAAGUCUGGAAACCUCAUGAAGGAAACAUGGUCUUCUAAAGAAAGACUUGGCUUCUAGCACUGCAGAUACUCCCCUGGAGGGUAGCUGGACCAUUUGAGAAUGCAGUCGAGAGAGGGAGUUACAAAGGGCACUGAAGACCCUUCCAGAUGCUGGACCACAGCUCUCAUCAUCCCUGAUCGUUGGCCAUGCUGGCUGGGGUUGAUGGGAGUUGGAAUCCAGCUACAUCGGGAAAGCCACAGGUUAGUCAAAUCCGAUUUACAGGAUAAAAAAAUCUUAACGGCAGUAUUUCCCAUUUAGUCUGCUUUUCUCUAUCAGUUCACUGUCUCUUGCAAUGUCUUGCUGUGCCAAAUGUAUUCCUUCUCUUUGUGCAUCUUGGCCCCCCAGUUGCCCUUUUGAAGUGUGCUGUUCAUCCGUUCCAUCACUGGGAAGAGUCCAGUUGCUAAAUAAUCUUAUUUUGAACCAGCAACUCAAAUAAAUACAAAAGUCUCCCACUAUUGCAAAAUGCCUUGGGAGGACCUACAGGCUUCAAGCAUUGGAACUUUCCCUACCCUUUGCUAGCAUUUCUAGUUUUUUUAAAAAACACCCACGUCAUCUUGGGUAGCAAACUGUCAAAACUAGCCACAGGAAUGAUAUUAAACUUACAUACACCUGAUUACAGGCACCACUGGAACCUGUGUAAAUCUGGUUCCAUUGAAAUCUUGAGUGGCUCUUGGUGGCUGUAUUAAUUUAGGAAAGAGUAUUUUGCAUUGUGGGAAUGACUUGACUGAAUAACAUGCAAACGUUCCCAUAACGUACCUUGAGAAGUGCAAGUGAGAAUCAGUUUUCCACUGUACUUUCAUUGGAAUGAACAACUUACUUCCAUGAGCAUUGACAUAUUGCAAAGCACAUCAGUCUUGUUUAUGAAGAGAAGUGCACCAUCACGUAUGGGAGUGUGUUUUUGUGUGCAUGCAGUUGUUGUGGGAAUAGUUCAGACAAGUCAAGAUUUUCCUCUGUCUUUUUUGUUUGUUUAUGUUUUAGGUACAUAUUGGUCUGGGUUGCUUUGGGUUGAACUCUUGGAGGCAAAGCAACAGAAAUAUGUUGUCUUUGGACAAGCGGUCAAUCUCAAUAGCCCUUUGGCUUUUCUGGCUUGGUAUAAAAUACCAGUAACACAUCCAAGCAGGGAUUUACUGAAUAACACCAGAUCAUUUAGAGCAAAAGCUCUUCAGGGAAAAAGAAACUUACCUGAGAACAUAGGAAAUCAAUUAAUGCACAAUACACAUGAAAAUGGGUAUUUUUGUGCCCUUGAAUAGUACUCAAACGGUUAUUAGUUUUUUGUGGAUUCAGUACACUUGAAAAACCUCCAAAGAUCUUGCAGACUUGAAAAGAUAUUAUUAAGUACAUGUAAUCAAAACUAAAACCUUUGAAGUUGAUAGAAAUGCCACUCAG
Molecule: messenger RNA, 6728 nt
Organism: Podarcis raffonei (Aeolian wall lizard)
Lineage: Eukaryota; Metazoa; Chordata; Lepidosauria; Squamata; Lacertidae
Gene: UBTF
Product: upstream binding transcription factor
Exons: 21
Coding region: 300-2585 (761 amino acids)
Source: RefSeq, a predicted model, not a curated record